Messenger RNA from Prunus armeniaca (apricot), 1032 nucleotides. Lineage: Eukaryota; Viridiplantae; Streptophyta; Magnoliopsida; Rosales; Rosaceae. The record is from the annotation of a GenBank genome assembly.
AUGGCAGCGGCGACUUUGUCUUCCACGGUGUUUGCAAUCUCAACCUCCUGCUCUUUUUCGUCUCUCAAAGCAAGGAACUUCAAGAACUUAGCUUGCUCCUCGUUUUGUUCUCAGAAUCGUCUUCCUUACAAUCCCAUUUCUGCUCGUUCAUCAAUUUCCAGAGUUCGUGCAACUAUUCUGCAAGAAGAUGAAGAGGAAGUGAUAGUGGAGGAAUCCUUUGAGUUCAAGGCUUCUUCUCCCUCAGAUGAAGUGAAAUCAAGCAGUGGGGGCCCAUCAGAGAGUUCGUCUUCAAGUACUUUUGAGAGCUGGGUUAUUAAAUGUGAACAAACCAUCAACAUUUUCCUUACGGAUACAGUCAUAAAGAUACUUGAUACUCUGUACCGUGACCGAGAUUAUGCCAGGUUUUUUGUACUGGAAACCAUUGCAAGGGUUCCUUACUUUGCCUUUAUGUCUGUUUUGCACAUGUAUGAGAGCUUUGGCUGGUGGAGAAGAGCAGAUUAUCUGAAAGUGCAUUUUGCUGAGAGCUGGAAUGAGAUGCACCACUUGCUUAUCAUGGAAGAAUUGGGGGGAAAUGCUUGGUGGUUUGACCGCUUUCUUGCUCAGCAUAUUGCAAUCUUCUAUUAUUUUAUGACGGCCUUUAUGUAUAUAAUAAGCCCAAGAAUGGCAUAUCACUUCUCUGAAUGUGUAGAGGGCCAUGCAUUUUCAACUUACGACAAGUUUAUCAAAGCCAGAGGAGAGGAUUUGAAAAAGUUGCCUGCUCCUGAGGUUGCUGUAAAAUACUACACUAGCGGUGACUUGUACUUAUUUGAUGAAUUUCAAACUUCCAGAGCUCCCAAUUCUCGAAGGCCAAAAAUAGAUGACGAAGCUGAACACUGUAAGACGAUGAAGGCCUGCCAGACUCACGGGAACCUGUGGUCUCCUCAUUCCCGUGCAGAAGAAGAAGAUGACGCCCCGUGCGUCAUUCCUCAAACAGACUGUGAAGGUAUUGUAGAUUGUAUAACAAAAUCCGUGACAACAAAGCCAGAACAUUGA